AUGGAGCAAAACUCGCCGAUCAUGGAGCAAAAUGAAGCAAAGCUCGGAAAACAAAAUGCGCAUAUAAAACCUCCAAAAUUUUCACCCGUGUUGCUAGGAGAUAUUCCUCGUAGCUGUGUAGUUCGCUUUCAUGUGCAGUGUGCGAAGCACCUGGAGCAUUUCACGCCCAUUAUACUCAAUGCGUUUUGCACGCGAACGUUUGAAAAUCAGUUACAGGUGCAUCAAGGGAAACAGGCGAGGAAACCAAGAAAAUCUUCUAUACAAAAAUGCCAAAUUUCCAUUAAACCGCCCGUCCACACCGUUGCCAAUAUUCCGAUCGCAAUCAUAGGUCAACGUCCGACCGACCUGCCCCUUCUCGUACCCACCUUCGAGAUCGGACCAGUACCACCGAACGAGAAUGGUACUGACCGCGAUGACGUCACGCCGAACGUGGCACCGCGCCCGGUCAUGCGCAAACAGCACAGCGAAACUUGCAUGACCACCCCCACAGAUGGUACUAUGCUGUAUUUCGUGCAAGGUUUCGAAUAUAACAAUGGAAAAUUGCAGACGGUCAAGAACAAGUUGUUACGAAAAUCUAGGUGA
This is a messenger RNA of Ceutorhynchus assimilis (cabbage seed weevil), 582 nucleotides long. NCBI's taxonomy places the organism in Eukaryota, Metazoa, Arthropoda, Insecta, Coleoptera, Curculionidae. The record is from the annotation of a GenBank genome assembly.